Amoebophrya sp. A120 is the source of this 8325-nucleotide messenger RNA. The record is from the annotation of a GenBank genome assembly. Lineage: Eukaryota; Dinophyceae; Syndiniales; Amoebophryaceae.
AGCGCAGCGACAUGGCUUUCUAGAAAUUUUUCUUGGAACUACUGAUGAGUCAAUGUUUUCACUCUCAAAAGCAAGGACUCGCAAUGAUGUGUGUAAACACAGAACGAGCUUAUAAAGUCCAAUUUCCACUGCACCAGCACGGCGUCGCUAGAUGCGCUGACGAACUUUUGAAUCUUUAUCGUCUGUUAGGUAAAGAGAAAGACUCGCAAGAACUACGCGAGGAAGUGAUUCACGCUAAUCAGAACUGUCGUGCUCCUUCCAAGCGUUCGCGCGUCCUCAUUCUCAGCGACAAGGCGAGUAAGUCAGAUUCUUGUGAAGAAGGUAGUACCGGACACCGAGUCUCAGAGCUUCUGUUGGAAAAAGAUAUCAGCACUGAUUUAAAAGAUGCGUGCGAGUCCUCGCGCGGACACGUCGCUGUCUAAUGACGAAGAGGACGAGAUUCUUUUCAUGCGUAAAGCAUUGGAAAAGCAUCGAGGGCGGAAGGUGCUAAAUACCGGAACCCAACAGGUACAGUUUCGCUGUAAUUGAUGAACUUUUCUUUGUUUAAUCUCGUAUGGGUGCAUGCUGCGCUGCUUCCUGUGGUCAACACAUAGUGAAACGUACCAUGACACAACUGAAACAGGCACACCAGGGUGCACGUCGGGAACAAGCGAAAAAUACGAGAAGCAGAAGACCGCAACGAACGGGGCGCAGCUCACCUUCCGCCAGUUGUAGCGAUCGUGGCUCGAAAGAAAAAACAUCCAAGCUCCGAUCCCGACGCGGCGCAGAGGACAAAACUACCGGUGGGAGAGACCCUGAAGCUAGAGCAGAAGAUGUAGAAGUUGCAGAAGAUUUUUCCUCAUCGCGAAGGCAACGUCGCGAACAGAACAAUUCCGAAAAUUCCGGCAGUAGAAAACAGCGAGAGCAGACCACUUAUAAAUUUCAGCGAAGCCCCCGACGAGGACCAUCGCGGGACCAGGCCCCCGAAGAGGACGUUUACAAGAGGCGCCGACCGCGCGACGUGUCUCCCCGCCGAGGAGGGGAACAAGGCAAUAGUAAGCGUCGCAUCGUGGACGGUGGCAGAGCAGGAGAACGUAGUCCACCAAGUAGGAGCGCGCGAAGAGCGAAUGCGCGAGCGGAAAGAAGUACUGGAGAAAAAUCACUGACGAGUAAAAAUAGGAGGCGGCGGAGUAAAAAUUCUGGACGGCACGACGUUGCUGUGCCAAGUACUUCAAGUCACGACAGAAGCUCCUCGACUAGGAACAAGGAGCAGAGCAAGGAACGCAGUAAAAACCGCGCCACCAAGCUGCAGAAGCAGUCUGUGAGCAGCUCUUCGUCUAGUUCGCCUUCCGCUGCGUCCUCAUCUUCCAAAAGGAGAGAGCAACAAAUAGAACGGACAAGAAAGGAGCACGAAAAGCGCGAGCGACAGCGCCGCAUCGCGGAGAUGAACAAUUUGAGCGACUUAUCCUGUGUAAAAACGUCCCCACACCAUAGCUGUCAUGCAAAUCUGCAUGCUUAAAAUGUUUCUCAUGCGGAGCCCCAUGAGCAGCAUUUUCCCGUCGUGUUUUGCAAUUUGUAAUGCUCCAAUCAGCGUGGUAUGCUAGAUCUGUGAUGCUGCUGAGGUAGCUCAAAUAGCACUACACUACGGAUCCAAGUUUGUCAUGCAAAACAGCCAAAGCUUGUGGAUUUGUCUAGCCGAUUCCCCAACUUGACUCUGGUGUGGGUACGUUUUUACUCAGGAUACGACUGCUCUGUCGAGGGACGCCGCGACCGCGCAAAGCGGCUCGCCCUGGCUGCUGCCAAGCGGAAGCGCGAGCGGAAUAAUAGUUCCUCGGAUCUGCGAAAGAGUAGGAAAAGAAAAAGGCGAGACGAAGUUAAUUAUACCAUGCGGUCUUCCUCGCCGUCGUCCCGGAGGUCUUCCAGUCUGGAUGGCGAACAGAUCGACGACGCGGAGCUCCUGGAAAGCCGGCCGCACCCGGAGGGCCGGCACCCACGCCUCGCUGUGUACAUCCCGGAGGAGGAGUGGCGGGCGCAGCCGGGCGAGGGGGCGGACUUCCUCACGGCCGUCGUGGGUCCGGUCUGGAAUAACAUGGUGACGCGCAGACUCGUUCGUGAAAGAACCGACAACAAUGUGCCGCGGCUACUCGCGGCGCGAAAACCGACCUGCGCGGACGACAACUGCAGGGGAAAGAGGCAAGAGUUCCACCCACCAUCUUGGAUGAUCGACGAAGCGAAGACAAGUAGAAUAAAACUUGUUCGACUAUACUUUCGUGAUAGAGAAGAUGUUGAAAAUCUUGUUUGCAUCGAUAGAUACCUAUUUCAGCUUGCCAUUCAUGAAGCAAACUUUGGGCGUCGUGUGUGCCCGCGCACCAUCAGAGAAAUGAACAUUGUCACUUGAUGUCGUAGUUUUCGCUCACAGAGUUCAAGUCGACAAUGCACCAGUAGGAAUAAUAAUUUCUUCCUCUUUCCAAAUCACCCACAGGUGGUGAGCGACGCGUGUACCGAAAGCUGAUUUUCCAGCACAUUCCCCCGUUCUACAUGCGGCACGCGCUGGCGCAGCUGUACAAAUAUGUGACGCACGUGCGGCACAUCAACGGGGCCUUGAUGUGGGCCGACAGCGAUUUGGUCGAGAGUUUCUUCGGCGAGGACGAAAUCCUGGAACGCCGCCAACAGCGCGAGCGCGACGGAUUGCCGUCCCGCAGCGGCCCGCCCAGCCGGCAUUUCAUCCCUCGCGACGAGGACGGGAACCCCCUGGGCAAGGAGGCGGCCGCGCGGAGGAUCAAGGAGUUGGAAGACAGCUGGCCCGCCCGGUCCUACGAGCUGCUGAGUCCAAAGAAGCGCACGCCCUCAGAUCCCGGUACGGACUACGAAAUGCGGGACGAGGAAAUCGUGGAGGUCAGACGAGGACGAUUAGACAUUCCGGCUGCUUGCUCCAGCGGCACGGAAGCUGAUGAUCGCAGAGGGAGGACGAGUGCGGCGGAAGUAGAUGAAGUCGACAAAAAGGAAAAGAGGCGGACAGUAUUAAUGAGUGACCACGACGAGAAAGGCGCGGCGAAAGCGAAAGCGAAACGAAGACGCAAGGCGAAGUCGGAAUCUUCCUCCGAGGGCAAAAAUUCUCCCGCAGCGGAAGUAGUAGAACAAUCGGCGGAACAUCUCCAACACGCAGAGCAAGAAGAAAGCAGCCCUGCUGCAGCCUCUUGUUCUCAGGAACGCAGUAAAUCUGAGCGGGUACUACAACCAGAGCAGGAGAGAAGCAGAAGGAGCAGAGAAGAGGACGAGGCAUCAAAUGAGGAUGCUCAAGAACGACUUGUAGAGGAGGAGCCGGGGAGUACUAACAACCAGGAGCAUGAUCAGUCCGAGCGGCGUCGAAGAACGCGGAGCGAGGAUUCGAGAUCCUCCUCUUCGCACAGCAGGCACUCUUCGUCGCGAAGGCGGAGCAGCGGAAGCAGAAGUGCUGUCGAAAGGAGUAAAGCUGCCUCGUCUCGGAAGGGGAGCGAGCGAGAUCUUGCUGUCGAAGACAUUUUUGACCGGGAGAGAAACCGCGGAAGCUCAAGUGACGAGGAGAAAAGCGAAGCAAAGAAGGAGGAGAGGAGCCGGGGUAAGAGGGAUCACAAAUCGGCAUCACGGCGUGAAGACCGCGGGGACAAAAAAUCACAGGAUGAGAACCGUCGAUCUCGGUCACGGUCAGAGUCUUCGCAUUCUUUGUCAAGGCACAAACCUUCGCAAAAAAAAAACCACGAGCGCAGCGGGAGACGACAAAACAGCAAGUCUUCGAAGAGCAAACACAACAGCAGAAUUUCGCACGAACGCAGUCGCGGCAGUGGCCGAAGUGGAAAAUCUUCGCAAAAGGAAGAAAGAAGUAAAAAUUCGCGGAGGGUGCCCUCCGACAGGCCGUCGGACCAUAAUGACGUUCAGCGGCCUGCAGAGAAAGGGUUUGGUUCAAAAAGUCGAUCCUCGAAAAUACCAAAAUCGAAGGAAAACAUCAAUAAGGAAGAGCCGAGAAGUGCGAGCGCCUCCUCGUUCGCGGCCUGUUCUUCCUCGUCCGCAGCUGAGAAUUCGUCCGUCGUGCGGGCGAAAGCCAAGCUGCGGCCUUUUCCAACAAGAGCGACGAGAUCUGGCGCGGUCGUGGGUCCCCCGCCUGCCGCCGCCGCGUCUGGGUUGCGGCCGUUGCCGAAAGACGCCCUCGCUCGCAGCAGCCUGAACCGGGCCGCGGCCGGGACCAAGACGAGACCCAAGUUAAAGCCUUGGAAGGGGAACGAGCGAUUACCCGUACAGUGUGAGAUGAACCGAAAGGAGGUCGCCAAAGUACGAGGCGCUAUACCUGCGGCCAACAGUUGUACCGUCGUGGAGCCACAGGUUUCGGUCGAUAACGAGGACGCAAUCAGCACAAACGUUCGGUCGUCUGGCGGCACGAAGGAUGACAGCGACGUCGAACAGGACCUGGAGGACGCCAGAGGAGCAGGUACAGAGCAAGGGGAGGACCCACAAAGCAGUAAGAAUGAGGGCACUGAUGGUGCUUCCAAGAAGCGUCGAAAGAUUUCUUCGGAACCGAUCCAGCGACCCAAUCUGCAGAAGCUAGACUCGACCUGCUUCUCGACCACGUCUAGGGAGGAGAAGAGGGUGGAACAAAGGGAUAAGACAGAAACUACUAGACAUAAUCGCAAUUACAACAACCGCAGGCGGGAACAAAGCAGACCGCGCGCGCCUCCGAAACAAGUUAUCGGCCGGAGUCGGUACGACGAGGAGAUCAGGGCGGAAGAGAGGCAGUUACGAAACAGUCGAGAGGGAGCAAAAGACGGGGACCCCAGCCCGCAUGCACCACAGAGUGUGGACAUUCCCAUUUCUGAACUCGGAUCAGGAGACCAUGACAACACGAAGCUGGACCCGCACUCUCGCUACUGCUCGAGUGGCCGAGCGCCUCGGCGAGGAGAGCCAGGCAAGACACUGCAAAAGCGCGUUUCCAGUCGCGAACGCAGGAACAACAACAUCAACAAGGUUGUCGUCGCCCCGCGAAACGGCCGCAGUGCGUCGCGAAGCGCGGCGAGGGGGCCCAACGUCAACCGGUCGCGCUCUCGGUCACGGAGAAACACGACCCACGGUCGCAGUAAGGGUCGGCGAGUCAGCUCGCGGUCCCGUGGGCGGCGUGGUGAGCGUCGGGGGCAACGUAACCGACACAGUAGCAGAGACAGAAAUCGGUCGUCGUCUUCGUCGGCCACGGGAAGUAGCGGCACCGGUGCGGGGAAGGCGUACGAACUCUCCGCCGACGAGUCGCUGUCCGACAGUCGCAAAAACCGCAACCGCCGGCGACGCCGGAACAAUGAUAUUCGCACCAACCGGUCCGCAGACAGCGGGCGAGAGCGACGGGAGGACACAAUGAAACAGGGCACGAAGACAGAGCCCGAAAGUACUAAGGCAACCGACACGAAGGAAGAGCCAGUCCACCCCAUUCCAACGGCGUUUGCAAUGUAUUGUGACCUUUUGUUUUACUUGCUCGCGGCGCGUGAAGAAUUUUGGAACUAUUAAACAAGCGUUUUGGAGCGCAGUUUAUGAUACUAGAAGAUUUUCUUGUGUUAUUGUUCGUCAAAUUAUUCAAUCAUCAAGUACUCUGUCGCUGUCCGAGAAGAACGAUGACUGCGCUGCAAUACAUAGCUACGUGCAGAAGUUUUCUCGUACUAAUUUCUUGACUCUCCUGACCUCGUUUAUGUUCGAAUGGAAUGCCACCCCCCGAAACGAUCAUGAUGUUUAACUUUUACAGCUCUUCAAUCGUCUCUCCCACCUCGUCUGCAUCGGCGCAGCUGACAGAUGCGCACCGGGUGGCGGAGAUCAACAAGGUGAUCAAGGUGCGCAUGAAUCCCAUGGAGAAAGCGCCGCACUGCCGGAUUCUGCCCUGGCCGCUGCGAACCGCCGGCGUGCUCAUCGGGAAGAAGGGCGACCAAGUGAAGCAGUUCUGCAAGAAGGUCAAGAUGAAUUGUUCCAUCACCGUAGCAGCGGAUCACACCGCCUACUCCAACGUGAAGCGGCGUUUCCUGCUCACCGAGAACCUGGUCGGCAAGACGCUCCCCGAGCUGCGGUUGCGGGGCGCGCUGGCCGAGGAGACGGGUGAAAUCGGGUCGACCAUCGUCGGGGGCGGUCUGGUCGUCAUCCAGGGGAAAACGAUGGAGGCCGUGCUGGCAACAGUGCAGGCAAUCCAGGCGUUUGCCCGCGAGACGGCGAUCAACCAGUCGAAUCUGCUGGUACUGAUUUUGCUUGCUGACAAGCUGAAAAUUAUUUUCCAUUUUCAUGACAACUGACAGACUGCGCUUAGCUCGUUGACGUGAAAGAUCUACAUGGUUAGUGCAUGUGAGUGAGUUCUUUUGUACGUCGUCCGUAGAGUGGCACGAGGGUGUCCAAAAAUAGCUCCUUUUUAUUCAUCAUCAAGACAAUGCUUGCUCUUAAUCCACGACAGCGUCAAGCUAUCACCGAUGCCAAGGGAAUUAUUACGGAGCCAAUAAUCGAAGAGGUUCGGUAUUGGACUGGCGUGCAGGCUGAGCGCACCAACUCACACGAAGUGCUCGUAAAGCACAGCGACGCCAACCGGCUGCAAGAAGCUGUGAGGGCUUUCGAAGACGUGCUGCGCAUCGCACCGACGCAGCCCGGUACUUACGGAUACGCCUUUUUUCGCAGUUUUUGAUUGUGUAGCCAAUUGCUGUUUUGCCUCCGUGCGAUCAUUUACUUGUAAGUAUCUCACACGCACGACAUCGAGUGAUGCUUACUUUACAUACGAUACGGUAGAAGGUACUUGUGUGGAAAUGAUAACUCAUCCUUCCACUGCAGGUGACGCGGCGAACCUGAUCGAGCACACCGCCUUAGGAGCGUACCUGCUGGAACAGACCGAAAUUUCCCCUACCAGCCGCAAAAGCUCGAAGCACGAAAAAGCGAAGAAGAAAUCCUUCCUCGGGGGAGCGGCAGGAGAUGCGGCAAACAGCAGUUCUGCGCGCGCAAAUGCCAAACCGACCGCGGCAGCGACCGUGGUGUUCACACCGGUUGCAAGUGCAACCCCUGCGUCGUCAAAUCGGCCGGAGAACAUCAAUGGAGCCAAGAUGAAGUCCUCUGCCACUUCCCCUCCGUGUACUUCCAAAGCGGCACCGACCCCGACACUCUCUACGUCAACCUUUCCCGCCAUGAAAAAGGCACCCCAAGUCGCAGCACCACCCGUCAGUAACUGUCCCCUGCGACCUUUGGUGCGAAAUGCUGUUCCCAAAGCCGCGGUAUUUUUUAUUCUGGUGGCCCUUUUCGUUUUACAGCACGAGCUGUUUUACAGUUUUCAAAAAGGAAUAAGUGAAAUUGAGAGUUUGAUUGCACAUCAGUGCUCAUCUAGCGAACAAAGGUCAUUCUUUCAUUCUGUCAUCACCACAUUACAGGUCGGUACAACUACGCUGCAACCCAGUCUGGCGUCCUUCGGUCGGCCAACGCCCAAACACAACCUGCGACCACUGACGCCCGGAAUGUUCCAGCCGCCGGAGGCGCUGCCGGACAGCAUCAAACUUACGGGUCCGUUCGACUUGGACUCAUCCUCCAAGUCGAACACAAAUGAUGAAGCCGCAAGAGGACCGGGAGAGGGACGACAGACGUCCGCAAGUGAGGCAGCUGCGAGAACGUCAGGUUCAUCAUCAUCCACCGACAAGAAUCCUUCGGUUCCCGCAUCGUCUACAGGCGGCCAAGUACAAAAACAAACUGGAACUACCGUAGACAAUAAAAGCGCCCCAGUUGUUGGUUCUACCUCUGUGCCUACAGCAGGCGGUGCGAACCAGCAAGGCUUCGAGCCCAGCCCCUUCGACACCGCCGAUAAAAACGCGAUCAAAAAAGGGAAAUUCACGACGGAACAGCUCCGCGAGGCUCUGGACUACGACGAUUUGUGAUUCGAUCGCUACCUACAUUUUGUGCUUAUUGCACCGAAGGUCCGGGAGAGGACUCGGCGAAGACUUUUUGAAAGAGUUUUUAAAGCUGCUGCAUGUUGAAGAACCUGCUAUGGAUUUGCACGUGCUUUUCAUAUGACAAAAAAUGUACACACCAAUAAAACGAUGAAAUAUUUUGCUGAUGAUUUCUUUGAUGAAGCAGAUCGAUCAUGAUCCUGGAACAAAAAGUGUAUCAAUGUCGCACGGUAUCCCCGUCGAAGAAGUCUCAUUUUGAAAAACGACACGCGCCUUUCACCGAGAAAGAAAAAGUAUAGUUUGAAGUAUUAACAGUCCUGUGUGCGAAUUUAUGCGGUGAAGCACCACGUAGUAAGUAAAAGUUUUAUCGAUUAGUCAUGAGACGCCGCGGCAUGACCUUCUAAGUACCACCAUCUUAUUUUUGGGGUGCCGAGAU